AUGAAGUCUGUAAGUUUCUAUCUAUCUAUCUAUCUAUCUAUUCCUAUCUAUCUAUCUAUCUAUCGUUGGCCAUCGUCCAGUUCUUUCUUUCUUUCUUUCUUUCUUUCUUUCGUUGGCCAUAGUCCAUCCAGUUCUUUCUUUCUUUCUUUUCUUUCUUUCUUUCUUUCUUUCUUUCUUUCUUUCGUUGGCCAUAGUCCAGUUCUUUCUUUCUUUUUUUUUCUUUCUUUCUUUCUUUCUUUCUUUCUUUCUUUCUUCUUUUAUUUAUCUAUCUAUCUAUCUAUCUAUCUAUCUAUCUAUCUAUCUAUCUAUCGUUGGCCAUCGUCCAGUUCUUUCUUUCUUUCUUUCUUUCUUUCUUUCUUUUUUCUUUCUUUCUUUUAUCUAUAUAUCUAUCUAUCUAUCAUCUAUUCAUCUAUCUAUCUAUCUAUCUAUUCAUCUAUCGUUGGCCAUCGUCCAUUUCUUUCUUUCUUUCUUUCUUUCUUUCUUUCUUUCUUUCUUUCUUUCUUUCUUUCGUUGGCCAUAGUCCAGUUCUUUCUUUCUUUCUUUCUCUAUCUAUCUAUCUAUCUAUCUAUCUAUCUAUCUAUCUAUCUAUCUAUCUAUCUAUCUAUCUAUCACAUCUAUUUAUCGAUCUAUCAUUCGUUAAUCAUUACUUAUUACUUUAUCCCCUCCAUUCAUUCGCUUAGAUAUUCGUUCACGCCGCUUGUGCCAAACUUCGAAAGCCCGGGCCGUUUAUCUAUCUAUAUCAAUCUGCUCUUAUCUGUAUGUCUUAUCUGUCUGUCUCUGUUCUUAUCUAUCUAUCUAUCUAUCUAUCUAUCUCAGUCUGUUCAUAUCUAUCUCAGUCUGUUCUUAUCUAUCUCUCUGUCUGAUCAUAUCUAUCUAUCUAUCUAUCUAUCUAUCUGUGUGUGUGUCUGUAUGUUCAUAUCUAUCUCUCUGACUGUUCAUAUCUAUCUCAGCCUGUUCAUAUCUAUAUAA
Molecule: messenger RNA, 969 nt
Organism: Acanthosepion pharaonis
Lineage: Eukaryota; Metazoa; Mollusca; Cephalopoda; Sepiida; Sepiidae
Source: the annotation of a GenBank genome assembly